This is a messenger RNA of Gloeophyllum trabeum ATCC 11539, 447 nucleotides long. RefSeq lists its product as uncharacterized. Lineage: Eukaryota; Fungi; Basidiomycota; Agaricomycetes; Gloeophyllales; Gloeophyllaceae. The record is from RefSeq and is a predicted model, not a curated record. Bases 1 to 447 code for a protein of 148 amino acids. The transcript has 2 exons.
AUGCCUGAAGAAACACCUCAACUCACUGAGCUUCGCACUGUCCCUGAAGCCUUGCAAUGUCUCGAGGCUCUGGUUGCUCGAGCACUUUCUGCUGAUGCCACUCCUGGUGCCACACCCGGCAGUGGCACUCCCGGUAUGGGUGCUCCUCAAGUACCCCCUGUCCAGGCUGCUGGUUUGCACACCCCUGCCAUUGCCACCUUUAACCCCCUUGUGAAGCAGUCUGUCAUUGACAGUAUUGUUGAUGGAAAGUUUGAGGCAGAGAAUCUCGUGAAGCUUCCAUCCCGCCCUUCUCAUCCUGGCUAUAAGCGUGGCCAACCUGUUUUGCUGGAUCUUUCCUCUGGGACACUGCGUACCGAGCAUGCCCAGGAUGUUUCUUUGACAGAGUCUGGCCUGCCCAAGCCCUUCCUGAAGGCCUUCCCCAACUGCCUUGCACUCCUUGAGGCUUGA